AGCAACUGAAGGAACGAAAAAAAAAACUGCAACUCCGUCUUCCAUUCAUUGCAAAAUCGAUCGCCGACCAAGACGGACGUGUUCACCUCCAUUGGCUCCCGUGUGCACACCAUGAACAGUCGCGAUCGCGAUCUACGAGCUUAGAGAAAGAAGCGUGAUCCUGUUCUGAUCUAGUUUCGCGAUUCACUCCGCAUCGUUUCCGUGCGUGAUAGUGUCUAAUUAUUGUUUAGGCGGUACGCGAGUUUGCCAGUUACGACCGAACGCAUCCAAAACGCAAACAUUACGCCACCACAAACUAUCACCGCUGUCGGUGCGGCUGUUGGUGACUAACGUGCUCUGGUUGGAACCAGGAAUAGUGUGUGCUUUUAUUUUCCUUUCGUGCGCAUCGCGCGGAAUUGGUUGUUUGGCUUAGCUGCGCUAUCAAGUUCACGUAAUGCGCGUGUGAAAAAGUUUAGUGGAUGCAUUGAAAGUGCCACUCGGUUGCGGCGAACAAGGAAACGCACCACGUGAAGUAGCGCGCAACAUUCAAAAUCAGCGAUCAACCAUCACAGCACAUCACAGCCUAUCUCUUCUUGGCGAAGGCUUCCUUUGUUUGUUCGGAAAAUCUUGGAUCUGCUGAGGUGCAGCCGGAGACCGUCAUCUGUCAGUCAACCUUGCUGCUAUUUAUUUUUACAAUUCUAUUUUCCACCACAGCAAAGCACCCCGCCGCCACAGGCCAUCAAUCCAUUAGGGUUUGACGGCCUCCCAGUAGUGAUCGAUCCAUUUGAUCGCGGUGCGGUAGUAGUGCGGCGAAUUGAACUGCAUUCGUAGAAUAAUAAAGCAGCAGAGCAUAAUAAGCGGUACGAUUUGUACAAGUGUGUGAAUUGAAUGGAAAAGCUGAACUACUAACUAAUUCGAACAAGUUGAGCGACGACACGAUUAGCUACCUAUACCUAGGUGGAAAACGGAAAAAGACAAUUGGAUUAAACUGAUUGUUGAUUAGCAUUACCAUCGAUAGGUUUGAUUGUAUUUUUAUUUCCGGAACGAGAAGGUGCUAGCAACGAUGGCGUUCUUCAAGAGUAUUUGGAAAAAUGGCUCCAAGCACAAGAAGCUGUGCGAGGAGCUGGCACUCGCCAACAACAUCCGGGACUUUUCGGACAACCACGAAGAGCUGGAGGAUGGCUUUGGCGAGGCGAUCACCUACAGCGUCAAGUAUUUGGGCAACACGACGAUAGCGACACCCCGUUCGGAGAACUCCACUGCGGAGGCGGUGAAGAAGAUCAUCACUGCUGCAAAAGGAAAUAAAAAACUUCAGCGUGUGACCCUAUCCAUCUCACCGAAAGGCAUCGAAAUGAUAGAUCUUACCACCGGGGAAACACUGCUGCAGGUGUCCAUUUACAACAUUUCCUACUGUUCAGCGGAUGCAGCACAUGAUCACGUGUUCGCUUUCGUCGGUACCGUCCACAAUCCGGAAACGGAAGUUAAGGAGAUGUGCUUCCGCAAGGACGCCGAAGAAGUAGAAUUCGACGGCCCUCUGAUUUGCUAUGCCUUCUUGUGCCAAAAGCGCAAAAUGGCCCAAACCGUUACGCUGACGGUGGCCCGCAGUUUUGAACGGGCUUAUCAAAUCUGGCAGAAUAAGCAGUUCCAGGCGGAUCGGAAGCGCAAAGAGCUGGUCAAACUGAAUGGUUCUAGUCGAUCGGCUGAUAGUGGCAGUGGCAGCAGCAGCAGUAGCAGUAGUAAUAAAAGCAGAGACGAGACCGACAGUAAGAGUUUGCUGAUCGAUUUCAAUUCGGAUUUGACUGCGGAGAUUUGCUCCAAAGACCAUCGGGAGCUACUGCAGAAUACUUGGGUUUCAUUUGAGGAUGAUCAAUCGCAAGAAUUCUUCACAGUGCCAAAUCUCAACACUGCCAACGGAUGGAGCAGGACUGCAAUUUGUUCCAACUGAAGGAGGUCAAUUAUCAGCUUUUGAGCUUAUCUUAUCAAUAAGAUAGAGGGUAAUUGUUUUUUUUAUGAUUAAAACAAAAAUACAAAAAUAAAGAACAUACUUUACUACAUACAAAAUUACAAAAUACAAAAAAAACUCAAAACUUAGUUGUAAGCAAUUGUGAUAAAACUGGAUGUUUAUAAUUUUAAUGUGAAAUAAAAAUGAUGUAACAAAUCA
Molecule: messenger RNA, 2140 nt
Organism: Aedes albopictus (Asian tiger mosquito)
Lineage: Eukaryota; Metazoa; Arthropoda; Insecta; Diptera; Culicidae
Product: low density lipoprotein receptor adapter protein 1-A-like
Exons: 5
Coding region: 1043-1924 (293 amino acids)
Source: RefSeq, a predicted model, not a curated record